Messenger RNA from Bombus pyrosoma, 3267 nucleotides. RefSeq lists its product as uncharacterized. The annotation marks the transcript as partial. The record is from RefSeq and is a predicted model, not a curated record. The transcript has 3 exons. Lineage: Eukaryota; Metazoa; Arthropoda; Insecta; Hymenoptera; Apidae.
UUGAUUCGACUCGUAGGUGUUCUCAACAAGAUAAAGACAGGCUUGGAAUAUGCGACCGAUUAUCUGGAGACUGCAAAGGAUAUCGCUGAUCUGGUUGCAAAAAGUUUAGGCGGUAAGCAAAAGGAGAGACGAGCAGAGGAUAAUAAAACAAAAGAGAAAGGAAGUUUCGGUCCUUCUAACGUUGUGUCCGCGUUCUUCCGUCUUUUUGGACUGGAUUCGCAGAAAGUUACAGCCAUUGCUGUGAACAGCGUUAUAUUUCUUGCGCAAAUGAUAAGUUCGUUGUUUAACUUGAAAGUUCCGAAAGAAAAUGCCGGCAGGAGUUUGGAAGACGAGACUGAUGCUUCAUCUUGGAAUCCAGCUAAACUUAUUACGGAGAGCAAGAGCGAGAGAAUACAAAACUUAAUCGAGCAAGCUCAUGAUGAGAAUCUACCGGUUCGACUGAUCGAAAAACUGGAUGGUGCUGAUUCCGCGUGUAUCAGAUUGCUGGUAUGCAAAAUUUCACCGGUGAUAAGGGCGACGCAGAAUUUCCUAAAAAACAAAGCCCAAUGUAAAUCACAUCGAAUGACUUCGUGGUUGCCCAAAAGAGACGAGUUCGAGGAAAACAGCGAUGAAUGCGAAAACACGCAUACCGAUUGCAAUUUAUUUUCCUAGCGGUAGUUAUUGGAUCGACCUGUAGUUUAUUUAACUUUAUUUGCUGCGAACUUGGUCGGGAAAAAGUGACGGUGGGCCUGCAGGAAUUUUUUCAGAAACGCUGUAAAACUGAACACUUGGAGUAUCGUAUUAAUUUGAAAGGAAAAUAGUCGAGACCUGUUUACGUGUAAUAGCUGCGUGUGAUGGAAUUUGCUAGGGAUGAAGGUGUUGGUUUGCAUAGCAUAUAUAUUUGCGUCCAUACAAAUAUAUACUAUAAUACAGAAUAUACAAGGUAUUCCAAAAUUAAUUUACUGAAUAUUGCACAUAGUUAUAUCUCUGGCGUACCGCGAGUACUCGUCGAUGAACGAAAAGAAGAAAGCAGCGAAGACAGAACUAUCUUCUUUCCUUCGAAUAUGCACCAUUUAUUUUGAAAUAAACAACGGUGAAUUAAGUUUGGCAAUACCCUUUAUAUUUCGAGCCAUCUCCGGGAUGGCUGCGGCCGCAUUCGAUUAUCCAAAUAAAAUUAUAUUGCUUGAAGUCGUUUAAUCUUUACAAACAACAUUUUGUCUCUUGUAUGUUACAUAAGAAAAUGAUUGUGAUCAUGGAGUAUGGAAUCGAAGCGUUUUCAUGGAAAAAUUAUCCCGGCCGCGUUACGAGGACGCUUAUCGUCCGCUUACCGAUUUUUAGCGACGAUUAACGAAAUAUUCAUCGAUAAUAUCCGUAUAAAACGCAUUGUGCGAGAGACAUAAUAUUCAGUUACGUAACAAAAUUACGCAAUCGAGUUAUAAAAUGAACUACUCGCAAAUUAUUGCACUGUAGACGAAGCACCUUUUGACCGAUUAAAUAAACGUAGAACCAUCGGACGUAAUAUAUUAACGAUUUAUCAACUUCCGAAGCAAUAAACGAUGACGAUACAUAUUUUUCACCGAGGGAAGAUACUUGUAUGAUUUAUAAGGACGGUGCUAAUGAAUGAUCUCUACUCUUUGAAAUCUUCGUGUCAGACGAAAGUGUCAAACAUCUUAAAGUAAUCCUACGAUUCCAAGUAUCGACUCAAUGUCCUAUUGGCAUUAACUUUAAUCGAUACAAAAUUAACUAUAUAGUUUGUUCGAUCGCUGUUCUUACGAUAUACGAACAUCGAUUAAUAUCAGGGCCGAUUGCUAAGUAAAAGAAUAUCGAAUGAAAUAUCAAUGAUAAGGUUAUAACAAGAAAGAAGGAACCAUUCGAGCAAUAACUACUUUGAAACAAGGUUCCUUGCGAAAUUACCGGAAAGUUUUCUACGUUAUAGUUACGUGUCAGACAUUUCACGUGUUUGCUGUCACGUUCCACAGUGUAGAAACUUUAAUCGUUCUACGCUAUACAUCUAAUGAGAUCAAAAUUAUUGCGAUCCAUAUGCUGUCGAAGGUUAAAUGUCGAUCGAACGUUUCUAAAAUUAAUAAAUCGAUACGAUAGCGUUAAUUAGUGGCUUCUGAUGAUCGAUCGAUCCAGAAACCUUACGGUAUAUACCGUCAUUACGCGUGAGUCAGUUUAGAAAGUCGAUAAUUAUGAAACUUUGGCGUUUGAUAGACAUCAUGGUAAACGCAGCGGAGAACUUCGUACGCGCUCCAAGUUCGAAGCUCGAAGAAGUUGUCGAUAAACUAACUCGAGUCGUCUACGAAUCCCUGUCUACUAUGGUAUGCGACUUACAACAUACACGAUAAUUAAGUAACUCGAUACAAAAGCUAAGUCUUUCCGUUGACAAUUUUGAUUCAGAUAUCACAUACGAUCUGAUAAAAGGAAAACCGAAUCGACACUUCUCGUACGACGAAGAUCACGCAUCGGUUUCAUCGCAUAUCCGUCUCAAACGCGAUGAACGCUACCUGAAAUCAUUCGAAAUAUCCGAUACAUGUAUAUUAUAGUAACCGUAUAUGAUAUAGGAGGUACGCAUAUUAUACAUUCUCGUUACAUUUACGGAAAAAUCGAUCUCGAAAAUAUAUAAAGGUUCAACAGACUGUUCGGGGAAAAAGGAACCAGCGGGUCGUAUCGAGCGAUACGGCCAUCGAGAAAUUCUUAUUUACAACAGAACUCCGUCGCGCCUGUAUUGAUCUUUGGGCUUCGCGCAAAUUCACGCAUUUGGCUCGUUCCCUCAACGACUCACGAGCUUUGCACUCGCUGAACGGCGCGAUGAUUCGUUUCCCUUUAUGAAAGUCUUCCGUUUUUACAUGGUCAUCCACUGUAACGUUAAAGUUACUAUUAAACGAACAGUGUCGGUUAAAAUUUUUGGGUAAAAUAAUAAUUACAUCGUCCUAUAUAGGCUGCUGUUCCGGAUAAAAUUUUAAGGAACGCCGAUGCGACCGAGCGUAUUAGAAAUGUAACGCGAUCACGUGCAUGACAGUAGUCUCGUCUCGAAGCUCGUAUCGGUUUCGUUUGAUGUUAGAGGCUCGAGACGACGACCCUGUGUGCAUUCGGUGAACGUCCGCGCUUCAUUGCAGUCUUUGUGGUAGAUUCAACGAUGAAACGAACUGAACUCGAUAGGAACAAGCAAAAGGGAGGUUCUCGAAUCAGCAUAAUAGGCUUGGCCAAGAUGGGUACACGAUCCAAAACGUGUUAACGACGAAUAUCGAUCGAAACUCUCGCUUCCAAACGACUUCUAACGACUAA